Messenger RNA from Psylliodes chrysocephalus, 663 nucleotides. Lineage: Eukaryota; Metazoa; Arthropoda; Insecta; Coleoptera; Chrysomelidae. The record is from the annotation of a GenBank genome assembly.
AUGCUUCACGAUAAUGAUUUUGAAACUAACAACAAUAAUGGCGAUAAUGCACAUAAUAAUGAUGUAAGUAUUGAAAACGAUGGUGUAGGAACUCAACAGUACCACGUUACCAAUAAGCCUACCGAAAUUCAGGAUCAGACUAGUGCUACUAGCACCAUAUUUAGAAGAAAGCGAAAGAGACUAGAGGAGAAGCUGGAAACAUAUAUAGACAAUUAUCAGCUACCCAAAGCGCAGACGAACGAGGAGAGAUCAGAUGAUAUGGAUUUUUUUCGCUCGUUACUUCCAAUUAUUGCGCCACUUACAAUGUCUCAGAAAAUAAAAGUACGCAUGGAGAUAAUGAAAUUAUUACUAUCGUAUACUGAUACGCCUGUCCCACAAAACAUAGUUCCAUCUACGUCGUAUGCAUCUAAUGCAUUUCUACAACAAUCAUCACAAUUCAGGAGACAUGAUGGUCAACAGCAGUAUAUAUAUAGUACUUCUGAACAACCCCAAGUAGCAGAAAAAAUCACUAAAAAACAGCACUUUUAUAUGCCUUCACAGCCACCUUCAAUCCUUACCCAGCUUACCCCACAACACCAUCGGUCUUUUCAAAAUAUAACUACUCAAAACAGCCCACCUACAUUGCCUCAACUGACAACACCAUCAACUGAUACUCAAUCAUAG